UCCUGCGGAGGGUUACACAUCGCAGUGUCGUGGCGGAGGGAUACAACCGCUAUAUAAAGGCGGCGCAGGGGUUGUUGGGCCUCUUUGCGCGGCGGCCGGGUUGGGGCAGCGGCGGUGCCGUCAUGGGCUUCGGGGACCUCAAGUCCGCCGCUGGCCUCCGUGUCCUCAAUGAUUUCCUGGCUGACAGGAGCUAUAUCGAGGGGUACGUCCCUUCUCAGGCUGAUAUCGCAGUCUUUGAAGCCAUCGCCUCCCCGCCUCCUGCAGACUUAUUUCACGCUCUCCGGUGGUACAAUCAUAUUAAGUCCUACGAAAAGCAAAAGGCAAGCUUGCCAGGAGUGAAGAAGGCUUUGGGGAAAUACGGUCCUGCUGAUGUUGAGGACACAACAGGUGGAGCCACAGAUAACAAAGAUGAUGAUGACAUUGAUCUUUUCGGAUCUGAUGAUGAGGAGGAAAGUGAAGAAGCAAAGAAGCUGAGGGAGGAACGUCUGGCCCAGUAUGAAUCAAAGAAGUCUAAAAAACCAGCUGUUGUUGCCAAAUCAUCACUCUUGCUUGAUGUGAAACCUUGGGACGAUGAGACAGACAUGGCCAAAUUAGAGGAGUGUGUUCGAAGCAUUCAAGCAGAUGGCUUGGUGUGGGGAUCUUCCAAGCUAGUACCGGUUGGCUAUGGUAUAAAAAAGCUUCAGAUCCAAUGUGUUGUUGAAGAUGAUAAAGUUGGAACAGAUAUGCUGGAAGAGAGAAUAACAGCUUUUGAAGAUUAUGUACAAUCAAUGGAUGUAGCUGCUUUCAAUAAGAUUUAAGUCUUGAUAUAUCUAGAAUAAAUGUAAUUGCAAAAA
Tyto alba (common barn owl) is the source of this 833-nucleotide messenger RNA. RefSeq names its product eukaryotic translation elongation factor 1 beta 2 (gene EEF1B2). Lineage: Eukaryota; Metazoa; Chordata; Aves; Strigiformes; Tytonidae. The transcript is spliced from 6 exons. Gene Ontology annotation, cellular component: eukaryotic translation elongation factor 1 complex; cytosol. Gene Ontology annotation, biological process: translational elongation. Gene Ontology annotation, molecular function: translation elongation factor activity; guanyl-nucleotide exchange factor activity. The record is from RefSeq and is a predicted model, not a curated record. The coding region runs from base 123 to 797 and encodes 224 amino acids.